AUGAACGCCAGAGCACAGGUGUGGGCCCACCUGCUGUACAGGUCCUGCAGGAAAUAUGAAACAAAUAAAGCUUCCCAGAUGACAACAGUGAGUAUGUCCCUCUGGCACCUGUGGUGUGGAGAGGCAGGAUGGGUGCCACGACGGCUGGCCUCCAGCCAUGGUCCCUGCACAUGUCAGCAUCAGUGGGCACGGCUUGACAGGGCCACGACGGGGAGGACCGGCCGCACGUCCUCUAUAUCCCUCUCUAGCCUUUGUGUUCGGGCUGCAGGAUCUCCAGGUGCUUUUAGUAAGAUCCCGGCCUGCCCUAACUCCCCUGGCGGCGGGACCGCUCCUCGCUCGGGGCCGGCCAGGGGCGCUGAUCUGGAGCGGACGGCAGGUCGUACUUCUCGCGGCGGCCUGGCGGGGGCGCUGCGAGCCCGGCAUUGCGGGCGGAGUGCGGUGGGGCCGUGCGGCGCCUCCGCCGGCCGCGGGCAGCCCCGGGUCGGUAUAGCGGGGGCAGCGCCUCCCGCGGCUCCUCGCACAGCCCGCGCCAAACGCUCCGCUCUCCGCCUUCGGCCGCGACGGUACUCGGUGCCGCUGCCGGCUGUGCGGUCCCGCGGCCCGCCCCAGCGCCAGCGCCAACCCAGUCUCUGGCUCCGGGGGGUACGCGGCGAGCCGGGCGGCGAGCGAGCGCGCGGAACGCGGACGGCCCCCUGUCCUGCCCCGGUCUCGGCACGGCCGCCCCCGAGGGCUGUGCCUGUGCCGAGAGAGCAGUGUGACAGACACCCGCCGGCGGUAGCGGGAAAGUUGGAAGGGCGGCGGGGAGAGCGUGGGGCAGGGGCCGGCAGCGGGGCGGCACCGCACCGGAGCGCCGGGAAGAGCCGGAGGAAAGCGGCUGGCGGCGGGGCGGGCGACUGA
Messenger RNA from Lagopus leucura (white-tailed ptarmigan), 897 nucleotides. RefSeq lists its product as uncharacterized. The record is from RefSeq and is a predicted model, not a curated record. Lineage: Eukaryota; Metazoa; Chordata; Aves; Galliformes; Phasianidae. The transcript has a single exon. Bases 1 to 897 code for a protein of 298 amino acids.